UGAAUCUGAAUGUCUGAUUCAAUGGAUGAGAGGUUGAUUCCACCGAAGGCGAAGCGAGGAAGGAGCAAUGAGAGUGAAAUUGAAGAAGAGAACAAGGACUGGUUCAGUGAGUUAUCUGAUUGCAUUCUCCUUCAAAUUCUGUCAUUUCUGGAAUUUAAAACUGCUGUUCAAACAUGUGUGUUAUCCUCAAGAUGGAAGGAUCUAUGGAAACGCCUUCCAAUCCUUACUUUACACUCAUCAGAUUUUUCAACUUAUAAGGAUUUCGACAAAUUUGUGCCUAAGAUUUUGACCCUUCGUGAUGGCUCAAUUUCCUUGGAAGAACUUGAUUUUGAGCAUCAGGGUAUCAUCCGGCCUCACCUCAUCAAAAGGGUCAUAAACUAUGUCGUUUCCCACAAUGUCCAGCGAUUGAAGCUCGAUGUCACAUGUGACAGGACGCUCAUGAUGCCUCGUAUUUUCACAUGCCAUACUUUAACAUCUCUUAAGAUCACAAUUGGCGGUAGAAGUAUGAUUGACAAUUUUAGUUCAUUGCCCGAAUCUGUGAAUUUGCCAGCAUUAACCACCUUGUAUCUGAGAAAUUUCAAAUUUUCCUCAAGCAGCGGCAACGACCGUGCCGACCCAUUUUCUGCGUUUAAGAGGUUGAAUAGUUUGACCAUUGAGGGAUUUUACCUCCCGGAUGCAAGAAUCCUCUGCAUAUCAAGCGCAACGCUUGUCAAUUUAUCUAUUUGUAACUAUGCUUGGGCUCCCAGAGACUUCUGCAAAGUUGAGUUAUCCACACCAUGUCUUCAUAGGCUUACUUGCUACGGUAAUCCUACUUAUUAUCUAUGUGGGAGUGGUCUUUCUUCAGUUAAGGAAGUUUACAUGGAUAUCGAUUUGAAUUGGACCAUGGAUAAACCGGAGUUUCCUUUGAUUCUACUUAGCUGGCUGCAGAAUCUUGUUGAUAUGACAUCAUUGUCUGUUACUACAAAUACUCUUCAGGUUCUAUUCUUAGUUCCUGACUUUUUGAAGAUUAAGCUCCCUACAUUGGCUAACUUGAAGAUAUUCAAAAUAAAAAAGGUGCGACUUUCAGAAGCUCUGAGAGGCAUGGUGAUAAAGAGGAUGGAGAGACAGAUGGUAACCACUAAGUCACGGAUACAAGCUAUCAGGUUAGUGCUUGAAAUUGGCAAGUGGAAAGCAAGGAACGAGCCAUUUGCACCUUUCCCUGAAGGAUUCUCAAAGUUCUUAGAUUUACAAGUACUGCCGUUUGGAACUAUAGUUGGAACAGAACGUCGCUAAUGUGAAUUUGGCAUUCAACUUUUUGAAUAAGGAUAUGGAGGCAGUGUCGAAGGUGAUUAAACGAAGGAUUGACGAGAAGCUUGAGGCGGCAAAGGAAGAGAUUUAUGACUUCUUCGCCACGAUGGUUACGAAGAAAUCUUUGUUUUAUCAUCUCCUUAUCUAGUAUUCUUUUGAAUUAUAACUUCUUUCUUAGUUUUGUUGAAGCACUUGGGUGUAAGGAUUAUUAUUUUGAAUUUGUUUUUAUAUUUAUAUAUUGGGUAUUAUACAUUGAUAUUA
This is a messenger RNA of Lotus japonicus, 1548 nucleotides long. Its product is annotated as F-box/LRR-repeat protein 13-like. The transcript is spliced from 3 exons. The coding region runs from base 10 to 1272 and encodes 420 amino acids. The record is from RefSeq and is a predicted model, not a curated record. Lineage: Eukaryota; Viridiplantae; Streptophyta; Magnoliopsida; Fabales; Fabaceae. Gene Ontology annotation, molecular function: protein binding.